AUGGCGAACGCAGGCGACCCUCAAACUGCGAAGACCUACCCGCGCGUGCGCUUCCUCCCCAAUGGGUUGCUGGAUGUGGAUCGCAAGAAGGGCAAGUACUUCAAGAUGGUGCAGCAGAACCAGCUAUCGUCACCCUUGCUACAGCUUCCAGGCGAAAUUAGAUCCACCAUCUACGAAUAUGUUCUUGGAGACGAGACGUUCACGAUCAAUCCCGCCGCCCGUUUGCUUGGCAAUAGCGAGCGGAAGAAGAGAGAAUAUCUCGCUCUGCUUCAGGUUUCGCGCCAGACGUACGUGGAGACGGUCUUGAUGCCGUUCAAGCUGAACGUGUUCCAUUCAGACUGCCCCCAAACUAUUCGCAACUGGAUGGACGAGGCCAACAUCCCCAUCGCUGCGCAGCAGACCAUCACUCGGCUUCAAUUCACCCUCCAAAUGCAUUGGCACGCUUACAUCAAACGAUCUGUCGGACCAUUUAAGUUUGAAAAAGUGGUGCCUGGGUGGUCGGCGCACUCUGGAGCCUUCGAUCAAUUUCCGGCGCUCCGUCAGAUCUACAUUUGCACUGCCCUCACUCAGUGCUACUGCGACAAACCAAAGGCACAGCAAGAUGCUCUGAUCAAGUAUGUCGAAAAGUCGGAAGAGCACCUCAAGACCUUGAUCAAGAGGAGUCAUAAGGCCACCACGAGCAACGAUUUGGAUAUCAUCUUCGAACGCGACCUCAACUUUGCUCUCGCUCCGGCUCCAUUGGAUAUUUUGGAUGUUGAAGGUGACAACUGGUCCGGGGAGAUGUGAAAUAUGGAAUGGCAUUGCCAACCAGACACAAGUCCGUAGACUCGGCCUUGCCAUCGAUCAAGCACCAUCUUCAUCCGCUCUGACCUGAGCGACGGCCGAGACCACGGGCCG
This is a messenger RNA of Paraphaeosphaeria sporulosa, 897 nucleotides long. RefSeq lists its product as uncharacterized. The record is from RefSeq and is a predicted model, not a curated record. The transcript is spliced from 3 exons. Bases 1 to 786 code for a protein of 261 amino acids. Lineage: Eukaryota; Fungi; Ascomycota; Dothideomycetes; Pleosporales; Didymosphaeriaceae.